Haliotis rubra (blacklip abalone) is the source of this 3372-nucleotide messenger RNA. Its product is annotated as putative methyltransferase C9orf114. Gene Ontology annotation, molecular function: miRNA binding. Gene Ontology annotation, biological process: miRNA processing; maintenance of centrosome location. Gene Ontology annotation, cellular component: mitotic spindle; kinetochore; spindle pole centrosome. NCBI's taxonomy places the organism in Eukaryota, Metazoa, Mollusca, Gastropoda, Lepetellida, Haliotidae. The record is from RefSeq and is a predicted model, not a curated record.
GUUACGUCCCUUUGUAAACAGCAUGGCCGAUUCAUCAGCUAAAGGGCAUGAUAUGUCCGUUGAAAAAUCACAGAAGCAAAAAACGCCUCAAGAAUGGAAAAAAUGGAAAGAGGAAAAGAAGGCAAGGAAGAAGAAGUGGAGGGAACAGAAGUUACUAAAUAUGAUGGAGAAGGAGAAGAACAAAGAACGGAAGAAAGAAGAAGCAGAGGAAAUGCGUCUCAAACAGGAAGUCGAGGAACAGAAAAUAUAUGAUCGGCUAGGAAGAAAGUACACUGUGUCGAUUGCUCUGCCUGGGUCAAUCUUGGACAAUGCCCAGUCUCCAGAACUCAGAACCUAUCUGGCUGGACAGAUUGCACGUGCGGCUGUGGUGUUUAAAACCGAUGAAAUCAUCAUUUUUGAUGAAACUGGAUCCACAUCUUCGACGACCGAAGGCGACUUUGCAGGGAUAGGGAAGAAAGGCCAGGCCAAUGUCCAGAUGGCCCGCAUCCUGCAGUACCUAGAGUGUCCCCAGUACCUGCGCAAGUCUUUCUUCCCCCAGCACAAGGACCUGCAGUAUGCUGGACUGCUGAAUCCCCUGGACUGUUAUCACCAUUUGCGUAUUGAUGACGUCAGCACAUACCGGGAAGGUGUGGUCCUCAACAAACCAAUCCGAGAAGGGAGGGGGUCGUUCGUCAAUGUGGGGCUCUACAAGGAGGUGCAGAUUGAUAGACAGCUGAAGCCUGGAGUCCGAGUCACGGUCAAGUUGGCACCACAAGAAGAAGACAGGAAACACGUGAGGGGAACCGUGGUGUCCCCCAGUAGUCCACGGACCGAGGCCGGCCUGUACUGGGGCUACAGCGUCCGUCUGGCCGCCAGUCUCGGCGCAGUCUUCACCGAGUGCCCCUACAAACAGGGCUACGAUGUCACCAUCGGCACAUCAGAGAGAGGGGGCGACGUCGACGAUUUCACACUUGACAAGUUUUCCCAUGCUCUGGUGGUGUUUGGUGGAGUCCAUGGUCUAGAGGCGAGUCUGGAUGCUGACGAAGGGCUGAACGUGGACGACCCAAGCUUCCUCUUCCAACACUACCUCAACACCUGCCCUGACCAAGGAAGCCGCACCAUUCGGACAGAGGAAGCGGUCCUCAUCACGAUGUCCAGUCUUCGUCCCAAGUUCGUCGAGGCAGAUAUGAGAGGGAAACUUUCAUGACAAUGAUGAAGUGUCACAUUAAUCAUCAUCAUCAUUGUUUAGUCAUUGACAACACCAUCCAUUCAUGCACUACUUAUGGGUAGUACUGUACAAUGUGAGAACCCCGUUUAUGGUGAACCCGACAAUGCAUGAAUAUUGCUAAAAGCGGCGUAAAACUAAACUCACUCACUCUAUCAUUCAGUACUUUUUGUACAUUUUAAAGCAUAGCCAAAAGACAGCACUAGAAGUGUCCUCAAGUUGGAUUACUCCCAUGAGAGAGCUAAAGCCUGUUUAAAUUUGUGGUAAGAGAGAUUGUGACGUCACUUCUGAGCCAAACCAAUGUUUGUGAAAGGGUCGAGGAUCUAUAUCCGGAGUGAAUAUGAAGGAUCAAUGGAUGAGGCUGCAACACUGGAUUUCAACGCUUUUAUGAUGAAAGACAAGGUCUGAAGAAUUCAUGGUUGAAAAACUACUGUACUUUUUGUACCAACAUUACAGUUUUACGAUAGUCAUGAAAUCAGUAGCCUCAAAUUUCUGUCAGAAGAUGUAGGGACAGUUCAUUUACCAUCCAGGGGUGUCAGGGUGGUUUGAAGAUAGGACUAUAUCAUAUUUUGCCCCCUCUAAUUUUGGUAACAUUUUGUUAUGACCCCACCCCUUCCAAAUAAUGUAUAACAAAUGGUUAUUCCAUGUUUAGAUUUAUUUUUAGCAAAAGUAAUUUUGCUCUCAGUGUCAUUUUUUCAAUCAACCCCUCCCUUGAUCAAAUAUAAGUGCAUCUUUUUAAUUGCAACAGCCAUUCAUAAGGGUCUUGAUUCGAUAAACUGUAAAGUUGUACAUAACUGCCAAGAAAUUCAUCAUUUUAUUGUGUACAUUAAAGAAAUAUCAUCAUAUAUUGUAGUUCAGCCAGCUAAACGUCGUGUUCCAACCAAGGUAUACACCAACGUGGGGCACUGUAUACCUUAGUAGGAACACGUUUAGCUGGCUGAACUACAUAUAUUGUAGACCAUUACAUAAUUAUAAUGUGUUUUUGCAUCAUGUCCAUUUGUUUUGUACAGCUAAUUUGUCUGUAGACUGAUUAAUUGGUGAGUAGAAAUAUUUCCAGUAGUUAUUAGUGGAGCAACUGUUAUAUGUAUAUGAUACAUACUGAUCUGUAGGGCAGUUGGGUAGCCUAGUGGUAAAAGCAUUUACUUGCCAUACCAAUUCCCAACAUGGGUACAAUGUGGGAAGCAGCUGUGUCCCUGUUUUGAUAUUGCUGGAAUAUUGCUAAAAGUGGCGAUAAACUGUACGACACUCACACUGCUGAUAUUUCAUCAGCUUUGAUUAUGUCACCAUUGUCAACCAAAAUCAAAAUAGUGCCUCAGUUUUUAACAAGUAGUUUUCAAUUACAGUCGAGCACUGGUGUCUUGAUAUUCAUGGGACCAAGAAAAAAUAUCGAGUUAUCCAAACUUAGAGACAUCCGACCAGGGCAUAUCGUCACAUAUCCCUAUAAAUGAAAACAAAGUGCUUCUCAGAUAUCCGAAAUAUCAAGACACCCGUAUUGAGUUAAAAGAGCUAGAAUAAUGAUAAAUUAUGAAGGAUUUUACCGGACCGAGAUGUUCUAUCAAGACAACAGGGAUAUCGAGUUAUCAGAGUUUGACACAACUGUGCACAACGGUGCUCGAGUGUAGUUCUUUACUGCCAUGCAUGUCUUUAUUGUAGAUUUACAGAGUCUUUAAUGACAAUUUUGAUUUGUAGCUCAAAAUGUUUUUUAACACCUUACUUGAAGAAUUUUAUGACCUUGUGUGGAUUAGUCACUUCAUACAAGGAAAAAAAGGUUGUUACUGUUUAGGUGUUUCAGAGGUCAAAGAUUAAACUUAUUAUAUGAGAAAUAACACUUGCAUUUUGUUCAGUUUUAAGUUUUAUCAGUUGUGUUUUUAUGAUGGAUUUGGUCAGUUCAGCAAGUCAGAGAAUUGAUAAAAUUUAAAACUGUUAACCAGAGCAUUUUCAAGAGCAAAUUUGCUGAGCCAGCAUGUUUAUCAGAUAUUACCUGUUUUAGUGUUACCCGAUUGUUGCAUUGUACAUGUAGCAUCCUAAAGCCCUAAUGUUAUCAUGAUAAUGUAGUGGACUUUUGCAACAAACCACAUCAAUUUCAAAUACUGUAUCUGAUGAAUGAUCUGACCCUAGAAAUAUAUAAAUGAAAUAAUGAAAUGUGGGGUUUUGCUCUAGUUUCUUAA